ACACCCCUGCGUGGGCGAGCGGCGCCUGGCAGCGACCGCUCCCUUGGUGCAGCGUCCCUCAGCCAGGAGGUCACCGCAGCCGCCUCCCGCAGAGCCCAGCCGGGGUCCCGAUCCCGGGACGCUGCAGCCACUGGUGCAGGCUCCUGCAGUGUCCUGUCCUGGGGCUUGAGGUGUCCCGCGGCUCGAAGGGCUUGGCAGGGCCUGUGCCCGUCCCGGGGUGUGACUGUACCACGUUGCUGGGGCGCUGCCAACAGCCAGCCCUGACCCACGCUGGGACCCCGCUGCAGCCGCCUGUCAGUGCGGGGGCGACUCCCAAUAGCCCUGCGCUCCUGCCCCUCGGUCAUACAGCGGGCUACACCCGGACACUUGCCCAGCGGCUAAUAACACCGGGGCUCAGUUCAUUCUCUCCUCUGUAGCGCACACAGGCGUGCCAGGCACUUCACAGAAAGCAGGCGGCCGGUUCCUGGGCUGAGGCGCUGAGCCGGCACUGGGGUCAGCAUUGCAGAGCCUUCCCCAUGUGAGAGGAGAGGAACUGUAGCUGCAAUCCAUUGCCUUUCCCAGUUCAGAUACAAAUCGGGGGCAUAACAGGGCGCCAUGGCGGACUAUCGGAUCCGCGAGUACAGAGACGAGGACUACGAGGCGGUGCGCGAGAUGUUUGCCACUGGGAUGAGCGAGUACGUCCCCGCCCUGUGCGUGCACGUGCUAAAGCAGCCCUGGGUGAUCCUGGUACUGGCCUGCACCUUCUGUGUUCUGCUCACCAGCUCCAAGUCCCUCCUGCUGCCCAUCCUGGCCGUCACGCUGCUACUGGCUAUGGGGCGGCAGCUGCUCGGCUACUUCUGGACCAUGUAUAUCGAGCACUGCUUAAAGGAGGACCUGCUGGACAUCAGGACGACCUACAUGGGUAGCAAGGGCUCCUGCUUCUGGGUGGCAGAAGCGGAUGAGUGUGUGGUGGGCACCGUGGCUGCCAGGCCGUCUGACGAGCAGGAGGGGGAGCUGAUGCUGAAGCGGAUGUCGGUGCGGAAGGACUACCGGGGGCUGGGUGUCGCCAAGGCGCUCUGCCAGGCGGUGAUCUGCUUCGCCCAGCAGCAGGGCUGCCGCGCCGUGGUGCUGAACACCCUGAUGGUGCAGGACGAGGCCCGCCUGAUGUACGAGCGUGUGGGCUUCGAGAAGUACCGUGACGACGUGCUGCCCACCGUCUACGGGAGACUGGCCAACGUCACCAUCUCCAAGUACAGGUACGGCGUCCCCCGCAGGAGCUGACGCGGGAGCGGACUCCGCGCUGCUGCCAAGGGCUGGAACCAGUAUCUCCUCCUAUUCCCUCGCCCCGGAGCAUACAGAGCGCAGAGGGUGAGACGCAGCUGACCGGUCACCUUGCAGAGCGCUGGCCUGAAAAAAAGUGGUGUCUUGCUCUUGCUGGCCUAUGCUACCGAUGUCUGAUUGCUCUGUGCAGUGAGGGAGAGCCGACCGGAUCUGCUUUGGCCUGUUGCCUGGCUGCCUUCUCGAUGCGCAGAUGGUGUGUGCUGGCCUGACAGACCCCACUGACAUUGUCCCGCUGACCUCCGGCCUUGUCUGCACCAAGGGCUGGGAGCUGGGCGGCCGGAGCUGGGCCUGGUGCGUUUGAGGCCUUUUCAGUACGCUGCCUUGACGCAGCAGUUCAGACUGGUUCCUCAGGUUGAGCGCGUUGGGCUCCAGGUAGUCUACGUGCACAGGAAACUCGCCCAGCCUCGGCAGGGAGGUUUCCAUGCUCAUCACUGGGACGGGAUGACUCUGGGGGGUGGGUCAUGUUGAGAUGCUGGUAAGUCACUGGUUCAAACCCAGGUCACUUGGUUGGAUUCAACACCAUUCCCACGUGCAUUGUGUUCUUUCAGUGGCCUUUGAGGAGACCAAGUGGUCUUGGAGCGGGGUAUCACACCUGGAUCUAACUGGAUGGGGUGUCGUCGUCAGCGUCAGAAGCCCUAGAGUGAGUGGGCCAUGGGGACUGAAGUCCCCUCCUGUUUGGAGGAACCUCUUUGUAACCAAAACCUGUCUCCACCCCUGUCCAUCCAGCCCUUCUUCCUAGCAUUAAAUCCACCUAGAAAUCUGACCAGGCAUUUGUGUCAUUCUCCCCAGCAGUCUGCUGCGGGCUGGUGUCCCUCCAUCCGGCACUUAGUUGAGCAUGCUGCCUAGGCAGCGGCUCCGGGAGCUGGGAGGCCCAGCUCUGGGCCCGUGCUGUGUUGCUGUAGUGUUGGUGUUGUGGAACUCUGGUGAAUAAAGAAAUUGCUGCAUCGC
This is a messenger RNA of Terrapene triunguis (Three-toed box turtle), 2268 nucleotides long. Its product is annotated as probable N-acetyltransferase camello. The record is from RefSeq and is a predicted model, not a curated record. Gene Ontology annotation, molecular function: N-acetyltransferase activity. NCBI's taxonomy places the organism in Eukaryota, Metazoa, Chordata, Testudines, Emydidae. The transcript is spliced from 3 exons. Bases 595 to 1260 code for a protein of 221 amino acids.